Molecule: messenger RNA, 988 nt
Organism: Archocentrus centrarchus (flier cichlid)
Lineage: Eukaryota; Metazoa; Chordata; Actinopteri; Cichliformes; Cichlidae
Gene: rnf151
Product: ring finger protein 151
Exons: 5
Coding region: 66-803 (245 amino acids)
Molecular function (GO): zinc ion binding
Source: RefSeq, a predicted model, not a curated record
UGAGAGGAUCGAUAUGGAGUAAACCAGCCCCGGGUAUGAAAACACGCUGAGAAAAGAAGCUUGUCAUGGCGGACCCAGAGAUGUCAACACAGAGCGGGGGCUAUGACGUGGAGCUGUUUGUGGACACUCCGGACUACGAUCUGAUCUGCACCAUAUGCCAAGGGGUCCUCAGAUGUCCAGUAAGAGCUGCGUGCCACCACAUUUUCUGCAAGAAAUGCAUCUUGCAGUGGCUAAAAAGACAGGAGACCUGCCCAUGUUGCAGGAAGCCGGUGAACCCAAGCUUGAUCUUUGUCAUGUUCAAGCUGAGCAAAUCUAUUGGACGCCUAAAGAUCAAGUGUAAGAAUGAGAUCCGUGGCUGUGCAGAGACCUUCCCCCUCUCAGAACAGUACUGCCACAGCAUGAGCUGUUCAUAUGAGCUCAUCCCCUGCCCCUACCAGGGCUGCAGGGUGCAGCUCCUCCGCAGGGACGUCGAGACCCAUGCACAUCACUGCGAGCACUGGCGCCAGCCCUGCCACAUGGGCUGUGGGACAAUACUUUCCCACCGCACCCAGGCUCAACACAACUGUUACAAGCAGCUGAGGCAGGAGUAUGAAGCCAGGCAAAGGAACCACAGGGCCAUUGCCACCACCUUACAGCGGAAGAUGAGGAGAAUGCAGAGUACUAUGGCCCACAUGAAAAGGCAGAUUGGGCUUAUCUGUGAGAGUCUGGAGGUGAUGGAUGAUCUGCACGAGGUGGAAGAGGAGGACCUUGGAGAGAGCAGUGGCAGCGCCAGUGGGACUCCAAGUAGCAGCAGCAGCUGCUGAGGGAGCGAUUCAGUCACUGCUGCUGGUUGGGCUACUGCUGUGUAUAAAUUCUGCAUGUGUUUAUUACUUUGAAGGACUUUGUGUACGAGAAUAUAAACCGUGCCUCGGUAGAGGCGGUAGUGAGCAUGUUUUCUCGCAGAGGAAAUCUCGCGAUGACACUUUCAGAUAUAACCCGGCGGAACCGC